GGGGAAUAGAAUGGGGUAACAGACAAGGGUGCAGAACAGAAACACAGCAGAGGCCAGCAGGCAGCAAGAGCACGACAGCAGACGAUGAUGUUCAUCCGGAGAUCAAGCAGAACGAAACUGCUGGUGGCAGCGAUAGCCACGGUGGCGGCGAUAGCGAUGUUCACCAACAGGCACCACUCAGCAGCGUACAUCGACGACCUGCGGAAGACGGCGCUGUUCCCCUACGGAGCGGACACGCCGACCGAGACGGAGGGCGUGGCGGGCGUGGCGGAGAGCACAAGAACGGCCCACCCGGCGGACGGGGAGGUGGUGUACCCGCCGCCGUCGCACGGCACAGAGCAGCUGGCGAAGCCCCGGGAGUCGUCCGAGGUGGCGGAGAAACAGGAGCAUGGACAUGGAAAGGCGGGGCCUGCUGGGGGCGAAGAUGCGCCUCCGGAGACACUGUUUGACUUCGGCGAGGCCGAGAUCCGGGCCAUCCACAACGUCUCCACAGAGAGGUUCCUCAGCGGAGACCCGCACGCGCAGGGCUUCUUCGGCAAGCUCUUCGACCUCGUGCUGCGGAACGAGAUGUCCCACCCGCUCAAGCGCAGACAGGGCUUGGACGGCAACGGCAAGCCCCACAUCGACAACGUCCACUUCAAGUCAGACCCCGACGAGAUUCUCUCGGAGGAACAGCUCCUCCGCUUCUUCGACUUCCCGCCAGAGUUCGUCGACGACCUCACCGUCAAGCACGCAAACGUGCUCAACAGCCUCCCGGACUACGUUCCGAGCUUCUACGCCGGCGACGGCUACGCCAUCGUGGGCGGCGGCCACUACUCCUGGUACUCUCUUCUUGCCGUCAAAUGCUUGCGGAUCGCCGGCGCAGUUCUCCCCGUCGAGGUCAUCCUCCCGACCCACGACGACUACGAGCCCCUCUUGUGCGAGACAAUGCUACCCUUGAUGAACGCAAGGUGCGUUGACGCAGAAAACAUCUUUGGCAAACACAGGCUCGACCAGAUGAAGAUCUCCGGCUACCAGUUGAAAUCCCUCGCCCUCUUAGCCUCGUCCUUCCGAAACGUCUUCCUCAUGGACUCCGACUCCUACGUCGUCACCAACCCAGAGCCGCUCUUCAAGAGCGAGUUGUUCAAGAUGAAACACAUGCUCGCGUGGCCAGACUUCUGGAGAAGAACAACCUCACCCGUCUACUACCAAAUUGCAGGCAUAAACGUCACCGACGAGCCUGUCCGCCAUUUGAACGACGUUUUCACAGACAUCAACAAGAUGCACCUCUUCAAGACCGAAGACCCGAACUUCAACGUCAAAAAAGACGUCUCCUUCCACGAUAGGGGAAACACCUUGAUCGACUGGUCCUCAGAAUCUGGUCAAUUGUUGGUCAACAAGGACAUACACUUCAAGACAUUACUUUUGGCUUUUUACUAUAACAGAGACGGGCCUUUUGGCUACCACCCUCUUCUUUCCCAAGGAGGCGCAGGUGAAGGUGAUAAGGAGACCUUCGUAGCUGCUGCUUCCCGUCUCAAUCUCCCAUACUACCAGGUAUACAAGAAAUCAGACGGCGCCUACGGCUUUUGGAACCUUUUGAACUCGUUUGAGCACGGCGCAAUCAUCCAGUACGAUCCAGUCACAGACUCCGAAAACGUCGUGAAAGCGGUCAACCGUAUCAAACACGAUCAAAAGGAACAAGGGGACCAGUUUGUUUACGAUUACUCCAAGUAUUUCAUUGAAGGCAUUAGAGCAGAAGAGUCCAAACCCCUAUUCUACCAUUGCCACGAUCCAAAAUUCGACCCUUAUCUCAUCAGGGAGAGAAAUAUUAUGUUUGUCAGAGAACACGGCAAAAUUCUAGAGAAAAGACGUCGUGUUCUUGGUGAGGAUUUUCCUAGGGGAGAUGUCGACUUAGAGCUGAAUCUAUGGGAAAUAGCAGACGACUAUCUAUGCAGACAAAAAUUGCAUUUUUCAAUUUUCGAUGGCAAAGACAAAGACAUUUUGUGUAAAGAAUACAUUCCAGAGCAACUUGAUUUUCUCAGAAAAUCGCACGACUACAUCGUCGAGCAUUACAAUCCAGAUACCUCCAGAGCGAACCUUGAUGGUUCAAACGAUGUUUUCGGUGAGAAGAAAAAAAGCGAAGGAGAAACGGCAGCAACAAGGCUAGAGUCUGACGCCUUGCAGAAAGCUGAAGAAGAAAAACAAGUUAUGGAGAAUGAAGCGGCAGAGGCCUUAGAACAGGUCAAAGCGGCAAGCGCUGCUGCUGAGGAGAAAGCCGAACAGGCAGCAGAACACUGACAAAAAAGAUAGAAACAGCACCACCAAAGAACUUUUUGCAUGAUUUACAAUUCUCCCUCUCAUUAACCUCCGCACCAGGUAUAGUGUACAUAUAUAUGUUUGCAUUUCUGUAUAAGUGGAACAGUUCAGGGUUAGAUACCCAGAUUUUUUUCCAAAUACUAUUUGAUUGCAGCUACAAUCACUCUAUAUCGCACUGGCUGGAAAAGGAAAUUUGAAAAAUCAACUUUUUCUUGUCCUUUCUUUCUUCCAUAC
Molecule: messenger RNA, 2529 nt
Organism: Pichia membranifaciens NRRL Y-2026
Lineage: Eukaryota; Fungi; Ascomycota; Pichiomycetes; Pichiales; Pichiaceae
Exons: 1
Coding region: 85-2277 (730 amino acids)
Biological process (GO): mannan biosynthetic process
Cellular component (GO): Golgi apparatus
Molecular function (GO): alpha-1,2-mannosyltransferase activity
Source: RefSeq, a predicted model, not a curated record